This is a messenger RNA of Athene cunicularia (burrowing owl), 7325 nucleotides long. It is a transcript of the gene PTPN3, whose product is annotated as protein tyrosine phosphatase, non-receptor type 3. The transcript has 27 exons. Gene Ontology annotation, biological process: protein dephosphorylation. Lineage: Eukaryota; Metazoa; Chordata; Aves; Strigiformes; Strigidae. Gene Ontology annotation, cellular component: cytoskeleton; cytoplasm; cytoplasmic side of plasma membrane. The record is from RefSeq and is a predicted model, not a curated record. Gene Ontology annotation, molecular function: protein tyrosine phosphatase activity; cytoskeletal protein binding. The coding region runs from base 6 to 2855 and encodes 949 amino acids.
AAGAGAUGCUGCUGCCGUGUGCUUAUCCUCAAGAAAAGUGUUAUUCAGCGAUAGUUAUGAACUCCCGUUUACGAGCCUUAGGUGGGAGGAUAAAUAACAUACGAGCAUCAGAACUACCAAAAGAGAAAACCCGGUCAGAGAUAAUCUGUAAUGUCCACUUCUUGGAUGGCUCAGUACAAAGCUUCAAAGUCAACAAACAAGACACUGGACAGAUUUUGUUGGAUAUGACCUAUAACCAGUUUGGUGUGACAGAGAAGGAAUAUUUUGGUUUACAGCAAAAUGAAACUUCAGUAGAUUCACCUUUUUUCAUUUCACAGCGAUGGCUUGAACCAAACAAACCUAUUAGAAAACAGUUAAAAGGAGGUUUUCCCUGCACCCUUCGUUUUCGUGUAAGGUUUUUUAUACCUGAUCCUAACACACUUCAGCAAGAACAAACCAGGCACUUAUUCUUCCUGCAGUUGAAGACUGAUAUUGUGGAAGGAAGGUUGUCAUGCCCCAUUAGUUCUGCUGUUGUCCUGGCAUCAUAUGCAGUACAAUCACAACUUGGAGAUUAUAAUGCUUCAGUACAUCCUUCAGGAUAUCUGUCAAAUUACAACUUUAUACCAGAGCAGAACAAAGAUUUUCUUACCAAAGUAGAAUCCCUACAUGAGCAACACAGUGGCCUCAAGCAAUCUGAAGCAGAGUCCUGCUACAUAAAUAUAGCACGAACACUUGAAUUCUAUGGAGUGGAAUUGCACAGUGGUAGAGAUCUUCAUAAUCUAGAUCUCAUGAUUGGGAUUGCAUCCGGUGGAAUUGCUGUAUAUAGAAAACUCAUCUGCACAAGCUUCUAUCCCUGGGUGAACAUAUUAAAAAUUUCCUUUAAAAGGAAAAAGUUUUUUAUACAACAACGGCAAAAACAUAAUGAAUCCAGAGAGCAUAUUGUUGCCUUCAACAUGUUAAAUUACAGAGCAUGCAAAAAUCUAUGGAAAUCUUGUGUAGAGCAUCACACAUUUUUUCAGGCAAAGAAGUCACUACCUCAUGAAAAAAAGAUACUGUCACAUUAUUGGACCCUGGGUUCUAGAAAUCCAGCAAAGUCUGUAAACAGCCAGCACUGCAGAAAAGUUAUAGGUGGGAUGGUUUGGAACCCAUCUAUGAGACGAUCUUUAUCUGUUGAGCAUCUAGAGACCAAAAGCCUUCCUUCUCGAUCACCUCCUGUUACCCCUAAUUGGCGGAGUCCUAGACUACGUCAUGAAAUUCGUAAACCACGACACUCAUCUGUAGAUAACCUUACAAAUGAGAUUAGUUAUAUUACUGAAACGGAGGAUGUUUUUUAUACAUAUAAGGGCUCUCCAACAUCAAAGGACAGUGAUUCAGAGUUCUCUCAGAACCGUAGUCCACAGAGGAGGUCAUCCGAACAAGAAUCACCAAAGAAUGUACUGGGAAACAGUCCGACUCGGAGUUCUCUGACCCGUAUCUCACCUAAAGCCUUGACUCAGUCUCCCAAUGGAGUUGGUAACAUUUCUGGCUCUUACCCUUUAGAAGGGGUGGAUAAACACUUCUUAGAAACAUACGACAAUGUUACAAAAAGUAGCUCAACAGAAGAUUCCAGUCAGUACUACUGUGAUAAGAAUGACUUAAUUGAGGGAGAUUUACUUCUGGUGCGUAUCAUACCAGAUGAAGACGGGAAGUUUGGAUUUAAUCUAAAGGGUGGUGUAGAUCAAAAAAUGCCAUUAGUGGUGUCAAGAAUAACUCCAGGAUCACCUGCUGAUAAAUGCAUUCCAAAACUGAAUGAAGGUGAUCAGAUAGUAUUAAUUAAUGGCCGAGAUAUCUCAGAGCACACGCAUGAUCAGGUGGUCAUGUUCAUAAAAGCCAGCAGAGAAUCUCACACAAGAGAGCUUGCACUUUUGGUCAGGCGGAAAGUAGUUAAACAGUUUGUAGAGCUUAAAUCAGAAGACGAAGCUGAUUCCCACGAUCUCCCAGAAUCUCUUCUUCCUAUCUGUUCGAAAUAUGGUGGUGAUACACUGGAGGAGUCUAUGGAGCAGCUAAGAGGAGGGCUGGAAAGUGGGACUGUCCUUAUUCAAUUUGAGCAACUUUAUAGAAAGAAACCAGGGUUGGCUGUUACAUGUGCAAAGGUACCUCAGAAUAUGGACAAGAACAGAUACAAAGAUGUUCUACCUUAUGAUGCCACAAGGAUAAUAUUGCAAGGAGAUGAAGAUUACAUUAAUGCGAAUUAUGUGAAUAUGGAAAUUCCUUCUGUAGGCAUUGUGAACAGGUACAUUGCUACUCAGGGGCCUCUACCACACACAUGUGCACACUUCUGGCAAGUAGUCUGGGAUCACAAGUUGUCACUGAUCAUCAUGUUAACAACUCUCACUGAACGAGGACGGACCAAAUGUCAUCAGUAUUGGCCUGAUCCACCAGAUGUAAUGGAAUAUGGCAGCUUUCGUGUCAGAUGCCACUCUGAAGAUUGUACAAUUGCUUAUGUUGUUAGAGAAAUGGUCAUUACAAAUGUUGAGACAGAACAACAACACACCAUCACUCAUCUCCAGUACGUUGCUUGGCCUGAUCAUGGUGUUCCUGAUGACUCCAUGGACUUCUUGGAGUUUGUGACUUGUAUGAGGCCAAAGAGAGUAGAGAAUGAGCCAGUCCUUGUUCACUGCAGCGCUGGAAUUGGUCGCACUGGUGUAUUGGUCACUAUGGAAACAGCCAUGUGCUUAAUUGAAAGAAACCAACCUGUUUAUCCACUGGAUAUUGUACGAAAAAUGCGAGACCAGCGAGCUAUGAUGGUGCAAACAUCAAGUCAAUACAAAUUUGUUUGUGAAGCUAUUCUUCGUGUUUACAAAGAAGGAUUGGUUCGACCACUGGAUUCCAGUUAGCACAGCAGUGAAGGAUGAAUUCUUUUUUUCCCCUAAAAAGACUGCUCUUUAAGUAAAGCAAGGGCUUAUUUCUGAAAGCAACUAGAAUGGACUAGAAGCCCAUGAAAAGACAGAUGAGCACAUUUGAACUGUGGCACUUUAAAUUUCUCAAGAAGAUUGCUAAAUCAUGUACAGUAUAACAAAGUCAUGUAGAUAAAUAUAUGAGAGCGAUUGUGUGUAAUACACUUUAUUCAUGUAGACAACCAUAAACAAUCAUGGAAACCUUAGUACACAUCUUUUACUGCCUUAAAACACCCUUCACUUUGGAAGUUACAAAGGUCCUUGUGUUUCCUUUGAGAUAGCAAAAAGUAAACUCAUAGUUGAAAUGAUCCAGCUUAAAAAGGUAUUUAGUAUCUUUGUAUUGUAUGAAAGCUCAUUGAAGGUGAAUAUUUGUAACUUCCUUACUGGGAUGCUAAAUAUUCAUGGAAGUGUAACCUUCACUUCUAAAAGGCUGGCAGAAGAGCUUUAAAGGCUAAUGCAUAACUACUGUACAUUAACAACUGGAGAAAUUAAGUAUUCAGUUACCAUAAAUCUAUUAGUAAGUAUGCCAGCUGUUAUAAUAUGCUUGUUAGAAAUCACAUCUGCUCUAUGUGAUGCGCAAAAUAAUGCUGCAUUUAUGCAGAUGGUACAGUCUACAUCUUCUGUUGAUCAAUUUUCAUUUCAGCUUGUCCUUUUAAUAGUGACCUACUUACAGGUUCAGUUAUUGUACUCCUUCUGUUUCUGCUGUCCAUCUUAUACUUGUUUUUCACUGCUGUUUCUGUUGUGGACUGAAAACAUUUUAACUUAAAACGAGGUUUAAUUCUCUAUCACCUUUGUUUCCAUGUGUAUUUAUGAGUUCUCAGAUGUAAAUGUGGAUUAAUGUUGCACACAAUUACUAGACUUUUGACUUACUGUAUAUGCAAAGUAGUCUAAUCCAAUACUGGAAGAAAAAUUACUACUGAACCCCUCAAGUAUGUUGCUGCUAAUUCAAGGUGUGAAGCUUAAAAGGGCACAGGUGUUGCUAGUGUUCAGAUGGUGAUAAAAUGUUGACUUGCUGCCCUUCAGCAAAAACUGCUUCUAUCCAGUGAAACACAACUCCUUUUUGCCAGAGUUCUGCAGAUUUACUGUGUUUCUUGCUUUAUGGAAAUGCAGAUAAAUUCGCAUGAAGAUUUACAUGGAAAGAGAGAACGAAUUUGUACAUUGAUGAAUAAUUCACCCUAAGGUACACUGGUCUCCAUUUCAUUUCAAAUGGGAGAAUUGGACUUUCUGAACAAUAUAACCACAUUUGUAUGAUGUUAAUUUAUUUUGUGUGUGCUUUUUGACUACCCUGAGAUAGUUCUUCAUUUUUGAAUGGUGUUUUAAAAAAAUAUAUUCUAAGGGACUGUUUAAAACUGUUAUUUAAAAGAUUAGUCCUAAAUAAGGAAAAAUUUUUAUGGGGCAUAUUAGCCAGAUGUUUAUAUGUGUAUAAAAGAGGAAAAUAGGUAAUUUUCUUUUUAGAUAUAUAUAUAUACACACACAUAUUCAGAUAUAUUUUAGAAUUAUGGUUUGUAUUAUGGAUAUUAUCAUUUAUAUCUGGAGUUUCAUUAUAGAAACUGCCACAGCUGUACAAUAUGCAUCUCUCAUGUUACCAGAAGGUUAUAUUUUUUUCCCCAGGAGAUAGCUGAAAAAUGAAUGUAGGAUGUGCUAAAUGGCUGACCUUUAUCAUCUUCAGGCUUGGUCCUUUCUUCAAGAUUAUAUUAUUAGCUAUAGGUAAAGACGAUACGUGGUUACUGCUUAUUGAUCAAAAGAGUUUUAAUUGGAACAUGCAGGGUAACUGGCAACAUGGAAAGCUUCUUGGCUUUGUUAUGUUGAAGGGUGAAUAGGUUGGUGCUCAUUCUUAAAUACUACAUUCCAGAUUUUACUUUCACCAAGUUUUUGUAAUGUUUUGAAUCAUUAUCCUCUUGCUUGAUUGGGCACAGACUGGAAGGCAAGAGACCAUAGCUCUCGUUCGCUCCUCACUUGCUAAACUACAUGAGGUCACCCAAUCUGUCUGUGAUUCCAAAUGUAAAAUGAUACCGGACAUGCACAUGUUGCUCAGGAAGCUUUUUAGAAAAAUGUGUGUGGAAAAGUGUUGGACAAUUGCAGGCUGCCUGCUGCUGUUAGGGAUAAUAUUGAGCAAUGAGAAAACCUAGUGGCUCUCUUCUCACUUGAGGAGUACUGGGCUCAAAGGAAUCUGUAUCUGCUGGGUGGUUAACAAAAGCCUUCCUUUUGUUUGUGUGUGCCUUUCUGUUAAGAUAUUUCUUUUUUUGGUUUAGGGUUUUGGUUUUUUUUGUCAUCCCUUGCAGUUGGCAUGACAUGCAAUUAAUGGUUUAUCAAGAAGUGAAAAAGGCAAGAAGUUAAAAAGCAAGAAAAUAAAUAGCAAGAAAAUAUUUAGAGCAUCUCUGUGGCAUCUAUUUCUUUCAUGGAAAUACUUGAUUAAACUUACAGUUUGUGUUUGUUAUUGCUAUAUUCCUAUUGCAAUUUAUGUUUCUUCAUGUUGAAUAUGUAUUUACUAAAACACUGUAAAUUUAUCCUUUAUAUAACUUCAGUCUCAAGAUACAUGGUAGAGGCUUGACUUAUAUUAUUAUGUGUGUGUUUAAAGGAUGAUGGUCAUGUUGUGACAACAAAUGCUGCUCUUGUUCUGGUAAACUUAGAUGGUUCCAGUAAUACCAUUCAUGAACUCUUAUUUGGAUUUUAAUAAGUUGUUUGAAAUUGUUGGCCACUGAGAGACCAUUCAAAGCUAUAAAAAUAGUAAUUUCUGUAAUAUUUGAUUUAUUUUUUUGUAAAACCAUAGAGCAAAUAUUAACUACACAAGUAUCUUGUACAUUGUGUCCAUCUUUAUUUCAGUCUUGCUGGGUUUUGCACAUGUACCUGUAGGGUCCGCAGGGGAGAAUGAAGGGGGUUUUGUCUUCUCUCUGUAGUGUGUGAUGACUUUGCACUGAAUGAUGUAUGCCUCAGAUCUGAUCUUGCAAUGAAAGCAUAAUUAUGAAAACAUCUUCUUAUCUUCUUAAUGCUGUCUUUUGCUUCCACAAGAAUUAGGAAAUUAAAAAGACAGAGUUGACUGUUUGGGUUUUUUUUUUUUUUUGGUAGGAGUUAAAACUACUAACAAUUUUAAACUGUCAAGCAAUUGACAAAUAGCAGAAAAUGCUGUGAAGUCAAGAUUCUGUAAAACCUGCAUAAACAAUUUAACCUUGAUUUUGCCUGACCUUAUGUCAUCAUGAUGACAAGUAUUGAAAAUUCCUGUCAUGGCGGUGGAUGAAGAGAGAGUAAGAAACCUUUGAGGUUUUUCAUCACUGUGAAAUACGCUAACAUUCUUCAGAAUUAAAUUUUAGCUAAGUGGCUUUAUAUUUGAUAUAGAAGUAACAAUGCUUAUUCAGAGUGUUUUCAGAUAUAUCACAGGGGAACACUUCUGAGAUGGAGGAGGGAGGGACAGGUCUCACCGUGUAUUGAAAAUAAGAAAAAUGGUGCUGCAAACCAUGAAUGCCUUUCGUGUAACAGGAUGUAUGAAAUACGAAUCAUUAAAAUACAACCAAACCUUAAAUAGUGGUGGUGUUUUGGAACAAAAAAAUAAUUUUUUAAUCCAAGUUUUUGCUUUAAUAAUCCCAUUUUUCAGGUGUUGGUACUAAAUUAAAUGCAAUCAAAAUGUACCUAUGAAUUCAGCAAUAGCUCUUCAUAUACACUAAUUUUUAUGAGUUGAUUCUCUCUUUUUUUCCUCCUUUUUUCUACUAUGCAGUAAUUGGUUAAAAUUAUAUAUAUAUUUCAAAAGAACUGUAAUUCUGAAAUAUCUAAUGAACUAUGCAUUUACUUUAUUACAAGCAUAAUAUGAUACUGUUUUACAACAAAAGUUCUUCCCUGUAGAUAGUGUUCUUAUGUGUCAAACUAAAUGCAUAAAUGGUCCACUGGUAGAAAAUGUUGAAAGUAGACAUGCAUGGUUCACAUUCAGUGAAUUAAAAUUUAAGCAUAGUUUUUUCACUGAUAAUGGUUUUAUUGGUAUAGUCUGAAAUUUAGCAUUUAAGUGCAAUUUUAUUUCACUCAUUCAUGCAAAGAAAGAACGUGCAGUGGGAAAUGUUUGUAUUUCAGUUGGUAACCUGCAAUUAGUCUACUUGGUUGAAAGUGUUUAUUAAUUGAAACUAUAUAGAAGGUAAAAUUGUGUCAUGAAAUACUUUUUUCAAUGGCAGUUAAAAGCCAAGUGAAUGAUUCUUUCAUUAUAUAAAACAUGUUUUGAUUAAAAGGAUUCUCUUGCAUUUAAGUUCUGACACUGAUAGUGUUAAACCAUCUCAGAUGUCUGUCUGUUUUAACAAUAGUAUUAUGUUUAAAUAUAGCAAUCUAAGGCAAUAUGAUUUAGUUUUAGUGUACUUUAACAUAUUUAAUGUUCCAGUUGUUCAGUACCUGUACAGGCUUCAAACAAUAGUAUCCACAAUCAUUAAAACUUGU